Molecule: messenger RNA, 3770 nt
Organism: Lineus longissimus
Lineage: Eukaryota; Metazoa; Nemertea; Pilidiophora; Heteronemertea; Lineidae
Product: mitogen-activated protein kinase kinase kinase A-like
Exons: 6
Coding region: 282-1121 (279 amino acids)
Biological process (GO): protein phosphorylation
Molecular function (GO): protein kinase activity; ATP binding
Source: RefSeq, a predicted model, not a curated record
CUUGUGUUAUCGCGAAUAUAUAUAUUGGAAUGUACAAGACGACCUGGUUUUUUAUCACUUCGUAUUGAGGGGUGUUUACUGUCUGCCCCACUGAACUCGUUUUUAAUAGCACGUCCUUUUGAAAGGAAAGUCAUCCCCAACCGAGACAGUUUCGAAGUCGGCUGCUUUUCAUGCACUUUCAAAUUCGCAAUUGGCAUUCUUACGUUCUUUAGGAGGGAAGUAAACUAUUUCGGUCGGAUCGCUUGUUUUUACCACAUCUGUGUGUAGCUGGACGUAAAACGAUGGCUCAGCCAAACGCGAAUAUAGACAUCGAGAAGUAUGAAAAAGUAAAGGAUCUUGGAAAGGGGCAGUUUGGAGAAGUCCUUCUUUAUCAACUGAAGCAAGGGGUCGAUAACGGGAUCAGCCAUAUGGCGGUAAAACAGGCGGUGUGUCCAGAUGCAACGAUCACAGCUAGUAUCUGCAGGGAAGUGGAUAUCCUGUGCCAACUGACGCAUCCUAAUAUUGUUCAGUAUCUGGGUCACCAUGUCAAUGGCUCAUUCAUCCAAAUCAUGUUGCAAUACAUGUCUGGGGGGUCCGUAGACUAUCUUCUGGACAAAACAGCCGCACCAUUUUCAGAGGAAAGGACAAAGCGUUAUACAAGAGACGUCAUGGAAGGACUCCGCUAUCUCCAUGGAUUGAAGAUAAUCCACCGAGAUAUCAAAGGUGGCAACAUUCUGUUAGAUGGCGUAGACAGUGCAAAGUUGGCUGAUUUCGGUCUCUCUAAGAUAAUGGAAACUAGCAAAUCAGCUCAUACUUAUGCUGGAACCCCCCUUUUUAUGUCGCCCGAAAUGAUUUUAACCAGUUUGGAAGACUCUGGACAUGGGUUAAAAACAGAUAUAUGGAGCACUGGCUGUGUUGUUGUCCAGAUGCUAUCUUCAGAUCCACCAUGGAAGGCUAAAUGUUUGGCUGGCAUAUCAAGGUUCAUUCUGAUGAGGGACAUUGCACAGUGCGAGCGUCCCGAUUAUACCCUGCCAGACGGUGUCUCCCAGAUAGCCAGAGAUUUCCUCAACCAUUGUUUUGUCAAAGAACCAAAGGAUCGCCCAUCAGCUGAUGACCUCUUACGCCAUGCGUUUCUUGCCUAAAUCACCCAACGCGUCUCCUUUGUUAGAACAAGCUCUUGUUUAUACGGGGGGGGGGGCAAAGGUUUUGUGUAAAAGCUGAACCAGAAGCUCUGACCAUCGCAUUUGUAUACGUCUUCAUCAUAAGAAAGAAUAUUAACGAAAAUGAUACUGCCGUCACGUGCGAAACAGUGCCAAAUAGUAUUCAUUAUCCAAUGAAUAGGAAAAUUGAUUGUUAUGGCCCCGUGGAAAUGGCUUAAACUAGCAGAAGCCGUAAAAGUGAUUUUGUCUCCGGUCACAUUUGGUCUCCAUCCACAGUAUUAUGGUUUCUGAUAGAAAUUAAUAGUAAGUGAGAUGAUUGUGUCUUGCGUUUUGUUUGGAAAUGUGCCUGGCUGGGGUUAAACCCUUUGUUCAGGGAAACCUAAAAGCAGAAUUUAUGUUGGGUACGUUUCGGACAUUUUAUCCAAUCAAAUGUGUCAAAUUCAGCAUCCCGAUCUGAUAAGCUUCUUUUUCGACCAUAACUUAAUGGCAAAAUCUUUGACUUAACCCCCCCUCCCCAAAUGAGCGUCUCUUGCGGCGGAGCUCUUCGCCGAGUUUAUUUCGACGUCACGGCAUAGAAUUAUAUAACAACAUUAAGCUAGUCAGACUUUGUUUCCCCACAACGGGAUUCCCUUACACCGAUCUGGAAAGCGGCGGUCGCCUCUCCGCAAUAAAAAAGAUCGUUGCGGUUUUAUAUUUGAAAUCAACAGUAACACGAUUAAGAUAAUUUGAAAUUUCCACCUGAUUGACAUCGAAGAGUAUAGCUAGCGUUCUCAUCGGUGUAAGAUUUAUUGGCUCAUUUGGGGAGAGACUUAAGUUUGAAUCGAGGGGGAUGCUUCUGAUGAUUACAUCUUAUGAAAAUAAAAUGAUACUUAUUGAAAUGGGCAGAAGCAUAUAUCAUUAUGUAUGGAGAUGUUUCUCUUAGUAUAAAUUGGGUUUUACUUAUAUGUCUAGAAUGUGUACUGUACAUGUAGAUGUGCUAUAAACUAUCAUAAUCAAGAAAAAGAGCAAACUGAUGGGUUGUCGCGAAUACAGUAGGAACCAUUAGAAUCAGUGCACUAUUAGUAAGCGGUAGAGUUCUCUAUUUAGCAAAGUUCCCUGCUACAUACAUGUAUAUCUAACAACAGAGGGUCGCUUUAUAAAUAUAUUAUCAUUAGCUUGCGCAGCUUCUCGGUCUUGUCAUGGCGCCAAAUUCUGGCUUUUGUAAUCCAUCCACGAAUUAUGACACGAUGGGCCUUUGUCAUUAGCUGUUCGUUCAACACGAGGAUAUUCAAUUGCAAUUAAACUCCAUCGCACUUCAAGCGAGACCAAGUAACAUAGGAUGCCGGAUGCUUUAUAGUCGAUAGUAAAUGCGGAGGAGAUUCAAUUAAUGUCUUGAAAUGUAACCGUAACUUUCCACGGCAUCCCGUUCUUUCCAUCGAAAUGACUUCUUUCUCGUCGUUUACAUUUAUUAUAGUCUUGACAAUUAUUGCUCGAAAACACACACUACAAAUCAUUGUAGCAAAUGCAAUGUUCAUUUCGCUAUUUAUCACGUAAUCUUGGCUAUUACUGCAGGCUAUAUGCAGUUGAUAAGAUCUGUAGACUUUCUCUUCAAGGCGAAAGAAAAAAACUUGGAUGAAAUCUUUAUAGAAUGAAAUGGCAAGGGAAGGUUAAACAUCCGCGGGAGAAGUCUUCGAUGAAAAUCAGUCGCUGUUACUAUAAAGUUGCUUGACCUGUUUAUAUAACAUAAUGAAGACUUACAGUGUUACAGUAUUCAAUGCUUCCAAAUGUCAUUUGUUGUACUUUCAAUCGGGUGGCCGGGAUUGGCGCGCUAAUCCUCCAUCCAUUGUAUUCCAAGGCUCACUCAUUGUGGCCGAGGAUUCUGCGCUUCACCUGGGUCACCUGAUUGGAGUUACAGCCAGAUUUUAAUCGGAGAGUUAAUGUUCUUAUGUCCAGAUUUCACUAUUGUAAUAUUGAUACAAGGCUUCGUUUAUUCCAAAGUUACUGUAUGUCACUCUACGGAACUUCACUGUGGGAUUUAAGCAACGGGCAAGCAAAUGGGCUUUACACCGCUUGGAGAAAGGCUGCAAGGAGACUGCUGGGUUUGCAUCCUUGGACUCAUGGCAAUCUCUUACCUCUCAUUAUGGACUCCUCACCUAUAGACAUCACUCUAAAAAAACGCUUUGUCAGUUACUACAGUAGGGUCAUGAACCAUUCAAACAUUCUUAUCAAACUCUCAGGAAACCUCGCGCUCAGAGGCAGCGGUUCUUCAGUUUCAAAUAAUAUUACCUUUUUAUCUCAAGCUCUCAAUAUACCCAGGGACACACUUCAUCUCAAUCCUUGUGCCAUUCAUAAUAUAUACAUGCCUGACGAAGACCUUCGUCGGCGGGCGCGUGCCAUACGUGAGUUCGCCGAGUACAGGGAUGCUAACCCAGCAGAAAGAGAACAAGUCAAUAAUAUACUUCACUUCUUGUGUUUAUUAUAAUAUCAUUAUUUCUCACCUGAUUUCUCCUGUGUGCGGUAUAGGUUUUUAUGUUGUGUGUUUUGUUGUUUUUUGUUUGCACCAUUCUUUGCUUAUGUUCACACCAAUUAUAAUUGUCCUGUGUAUUUAUCUGUGACAUGUCACGAAUAAAGUAUCUAUAACAUAAUGAAGCA